This is a messenger RNA of Rhagoletis pomonella (apple maggot), 3293 nucleotides long. Its product is annotated as receptor-type tyrosine-protein phosphatase N2-like. Gene Ontology annotation, molecular function: protein tyrosine phosphatase activity. Gene Ontology annotation, cellular component: secretory granule. Lineage: Eukaryota; Metazoa; Arthropoda; Insecta; Diptera; Tephritidae. The record is from RefSeq and is a predicted model, not a curated record. Gene Ontology annotation, biological process: protein dephosphorylation.
AUGGACUCUUUGAAUGAAUGUACUAAAAGCUUUGGGCUUAUAUCAUGUUUUCUAAUUUAUUUCGUUUUUUUUUUAUUUCUUGCAGGCUGUCAUUUUGUGCGGACGCUUUGCCUUCAGGGUAGCGAAGUCUGUUUCGAUGAUAACAUCUUUGGAAAAUGCAUACCGACAACUGGCGUAGAUGUUGAGGUUAUUGAAAAAACACCCCUCACGGAGGAUCAAUCUCACACCCUCGCCACCAUGUUGGAGGAGUUGCAAGGCGCCGGACUCGGCUGGGAUCACCCCUACGUGCAAUGUCGCAUUCAGGGUACCCUCUACUCGCUCCAGAAGCAGACUCAGCUACCACCGAACCUUUGCGCAAACCUCGCACCCACACCAACCGAUAUCGACCCCGCUGGCGCUAUGGCAUUCGUACGCUUCGCACCACCCGAGGAGGAUUAUGUUGACGAAGGUUACUUCUAUCCAACGCUGAAGAAGCAACAGCCGUUUAGAGAAGGCAACAGCCUCAACACCAUACUCCAUGAGUUGCAACUGCAGGACCGUCAGCUCCGUCAUGAUCCACUCGAACUGGCGCAUUUCGGUAAAUUAGAUGCACAGGAUCCUCUUCCUCAAACGGCACCGAAUGUAAUGGAUGUCUUAUUAGAGAAGGAACAAGCGCGCGCACUACGUGAACAAAUGGAACGCGCAGCCGAAAUCGAAGCAGCAGCAGCACAGGCGAAUGCCGCGCGCAACCGUUUGGAACUCUAUCAGAUUUUGGCCGCCUCUGAACCGGAUCCGCAGCCAUAUCAACGCAACCCGAGCAGCGCGAUAGAGAAGUUGGAGCAAGUUGUUGAGCGCGAACGGGAAGCUGCGGCGAAGGCACCAGCACCACCGCCACCAGCGCCGAUUUAUGUGCCCGAUGAGCUGUCGAAUGACUCCAAUGAUCUGUACUUCCCCGAACAUUUUGCCUCCUUCAAACGCAUCUCAGGCAAGAAGGCCAGCGCAGAUAAUGGCAAACCAGUGCAACGUUCAUUCUUCCGCGAGUUGGCAGCCGAGCAAGGUUUGCAACAGGAACCAUUGUUGGCGCGGGAUUUCAGUGAAAAUGCCAUCGAUGAAACCGAUACUCUGUUGUUGCCGGGCUACAAACGCACAAGUCCAGACGAUGAUGCCAGCGAAUCCGAACGCAAGCAAAUGGCUUUCGAGGAGAGUCUCAUACGCAACUCAUUGACGCCGUUCGAAGAGGAAGCGAUGCUCUCCUCAAACACCUAUGCGCAUAAUGCACAGAAGCCGAGACCAGUCUUUACAGAGGGAGGUCUAGUCUAUGUGCCCGAGGAUGAGGAGGAGGUACGCAAAGCCAAAGCACGUGAAAUACUCGCCAGCAUGUUCGGUUUUACGCGACACGAGCGUUUGGAUGUGAAAAAACCGGGACCUAUGAUCGGACCGCCGCCAAAUUCCGUAGAGUCAGCGGGAAAACUGAAUAAGACCGGUGAAGGUGUGAAGGCAGAGAACAAAGAGGUGUUGCCGGCGCAUAUUAGAGGCAGUAAGGAGAGCAGCAAAAUGAAGAAGGUGCUGAAGGAACAUUCCGAUGAAGAUCAUGCUCCGCACACUGUCGACACUGAAUAUGCGCAUGUGUUCGUUAAGAACCCCAUCGACAGCUGGAGUGACGGUGUGCGCAUAAUGAACGAACUGGCCAAUAUACUACAUAUGCAAGGAUACUUCAUUUAUUUAACCGUUCAACCGCACGAAGUCUCUUUCCGGGUGGACUCAAACAACCCCGAACACAAGACCGCCGCCGAUAUAGCGCGCAUUAUUAACGACAAUCGUGGCGUCAAAAAUAAAAUCUUACGCCGCAUAGGCGUCACGGUGCUCCAUGCUGGCGUUGGCGACAAAAUCAAGGACGAUUUGGACGGCGUUACAGCGUCGCGCAUUGAACUUGCCGAGCAGGGACCCGAUGUGACACACAUUAUGGCUUACAUGUUUGCCGGUGCUGGCGCUGCUGCGUUCAUUGUUAUCUUCGUCACGCUAAUACUGAUUAAGCGACACGACAAGAAACGCGACAAGUUGGGUGGUCUCCAGUCAGGCGUUGCUGGCGCAGAGAGUUGCAGCAAAGACUAUCAGGAUUUGUGUCGUGCACGCAUGGCGGGCAAGGGCAGUACGCCAGAGCCGGUGCCAAGCGGUCGUAUAACGUCGUUGAGUAAGGAAAAUGAUCGCCCGCCCUCGUCGCGUUCGAGCACCUCUUCAUGGAGCGAGGAACCGGCGCUGACAAAUAUGGAUAUCUCGACCGGACAUAUGGUGUUGUCUUACAUGGAAGAUCAUUUGCGCAACAAAGGCCGUUUGCAACGGGAAUGGGAAGCCUUGUGCCGCUAUGAAGCCGAACCGAGCGCACGCGAUGCAGCACAACAGCCGCAAUGCGUAAAUUUGAAUCGACCAGGCGCUCCGCUGCCCUAUGACCACUCAAGAGUCGUGCUCAACCAUUUGGCCAACGCCGAAGGUUUGGAUUACAUCAAUGCAUCGACAAUUACCGACCAUGAUCCACGCGCACCGGCCUACGUUGCCGCACAAGGCCCCUUACCAACAACUCUGGCACACUUUUGGCAAAUGAUUUGGGAACAAGGCGCUGUGGUGAUUGUAUCAUUGUGUCGCCUACAAGAGAAUGGUGAGAUCGCAUGCGCACGCUAUUGGCCGGAAGAGGGCGCUGAGGUUUAUCAUAUCUAUGAGGUUCACUUGGUGAGCGAACACAUCUGGUGUGAUGACUACCUAGUGCGCUCCUUCUAUUUGAAAAAUUUGCGCACAAGCGAAACCCGUACAGUGACACAGUUCCACUUCCUCUCUUGGCCGCAAGGUGGCGUGCCGACGCAAGCUAAAGCGCUGUUGGACUUCCGAAGAAAAGUGAACAAGUCCUAUCGCGGCCGCUCCUGUCCGAUUGUGGUGCACGGCAGCGCUGGUGCUGGUCGCACUGGCGCCUACAUCCUGCUCGAUCUCGUGCUGGGACGCAUGAAUAAGGGGGCGCGCGAGAUCGAUAUCGCAGCCACGCUGGAACAUUUGCGCGAUCAACGCGCUGGACUCGUCGCUACGCGGCAACAAUUCGAAUUCGUACUGAUGGCGGUGGCAGAAGAAGUGCAUGCAAUUUUGAAGGCGCUACCAGCAAAUCAAUCGAAUGAGAAACGCGAAUUGGAAGCAAAAGAAACAACUGGCACUUUGAAAGAGGAGGAAGCGGAUAGUGAAGAAGCAGUGGUGGCCACAACAUCCAAGUCGACGGCGAAAUCAACUACGACGCCAGCAGCGGCGCCGGCAACAAAAGAAAAGGAAGAACAGCA